Molecule: messenger RNA, 369 nt
Organism: Paracoccidioides lutzii Pb01
Exons: 3
Coding region: 1-369 (122 amino acids)
Source: RefSeq, a predicted model, not a curated record
AUGGGCGACAGAGCUGCUACAGUUGGUGACAGCGAAAGUGGCCUGGGCAAGGGCAAGGACAAAGCCAUCGAUGAUCUGAGCAUGGGCGAGGAAGAGGAGAACUCUUCUGAUGAAAGCGUCGCUGAGGAUGUGGCCGCAGAUGAAGACGAAGACGACGCCCAGAACGACCUUGAACCAAUCUCCACCUCCAACAUUAUCAGCGACGGACGACGAACCCGCGGCAAGACAAUCGAUUUUGCUGAGGCUGCUAGAAAGGCCCAUGAAGCGGGCGUGCAGAUUGACGAGGACGACGAUGAUGACGAUGACGAUUUCGAGGCGAAGGAUGAUGAAACUAAUGUCAAUGAUGCAGAUGAUUUGAUGAAGGAUUGA